UUAAUUCUUUACGCUUAUUAAAAACUGUGCUAAAUAAUGGAAAAAGCUUUCGAAAUUCAAAGGCAAGUGCGCGAUAACGUUAAAACCUUCCAAACAUACUUGACAGACCUGGAUAACUGGGAAGCGGAGAUGAAAAGAAAAGAGGCCGCUCUCAACGGUGCUUUUGAGCAGGAUCUCCCGCCAGUUAGAAGUAAGUUGAAAAGAGAAAAGCCCGUUGUUGUGAAAAAGAGUCCAGAGAAGAGGAUCUCAUCGUUUGACUACAAGGCCUGGGACCAGUUUGAUGCUGACAAAGCAUGUGAAGACAUCGACAUGGCAGAAGUAGGACCUGUAUCUUUGGACGGCAAGAAGAGCCAGCAAGUUAAACAAGACAAACUGAGGGAAGAGGCUCAGUAUGAGAAGGAGAGAGGCAACACUUAUGUAAAGAAAGAGAAGUGGGAUGAAGCCAUACAGUGCUACACUCGAGCUAUAGAACUGGUCAAGGACGAUGCCAUUUACUUUGCCAAUAGAGGCCUGUGCUAUCUCAAGAAAGACAGCCUUCACCAAGCCGAGAAGGACUGCACCGAAGCGCUUCGCCUAGACCCGACCUACGUCAAAGCGUUCCAACGUCGCGCGACGGCUCGUGAACGCCUCGGCUCGCUUCGUGCAGCCUCGCGCGACCUUAUGGAGGUGAUCAAGCUGGAACCACACAACCAUGCGGCUAAACAACAGCUGGAGACUAUCAAAACUAGGAUGGGGACUAAAGGGUCCAAAUCAAAGUCAUCGCCGUCUUCCACACCCAUUACGGAAUCCAAACCAAUCAUCACCCCAGCGAAAGCCAUUCCAAAGAUCAUCGAAUUACCCGAUGAGCCAACUAUGCCAGCUCAGAAAAAAUUACCAGCGAAGCCAACUCAGAACGUGCCAGUUAUGCCAGCACAGAAUGUGCCAGUCAUGCCAGUACAGAAUAGUGCGCCAGCCAUGCCAGCACAGAAAAGUCCACUAGUCAUGCCAGUGAAGCCAGUUCAGAGUAGUGAGGACAAAUGGAAGGAUGGCGUUGAUGAAGGGAUAACGGUGAUCAAACCGGUGAAGAAGCCACCCCAUUUGCGUUCUAAGAGAGCGCUUAAACCUGUGUCAAUUCAAGAGAUCCUACUCGGCAAAUCAUCCCCUGAAAAACCACCUACCCGCCUAAAAAUCGUCGAGCUCGAAGACGAGUUGGCACACGGUGAUUCGAACAACAAUGAAGCCAAAAUAGAAAAGGACAAAGAAUCUCGGACCACCGGAGAGAAAGGGAAAGGAGAUAUGAAGGAGAAAAUUUUAACUCCAGAGUCAGUGAAACUGAUUGAGGAUGCAACGGUGACCGAGAAACUGCUUCAGAAUCUGGUUCCACCUACAAAUAGUGUUCAAUUUAUGGCUGAAUGGAAGUAUUUGAAGGGCAAAGGUGACGCUAGAACCCAGUAUUUGAGUAUUAUAGACCCACACAGAAUCCCAUCCAUCUUCGAGAAUGCUCUGGAAAGCGACGUGCUGUCUGAUGUCCUAACUACCCUUCACUCCGAUAUGGCCAAGUUCGGCGCCAAGACUGUCGCCGCCUACCUACAGUCCAUGACCAAGGUCAAGCGCUUCUCGGCCUUGGCUAUGUUCUUAUCGGAUGGAGACAAAAAAGUAUUGAACGAUCUCCUACACCACUGCAAAACGGUUGAGAAGUUGAGCGAUGACGCGAUCGCCGAUCUGAAGAACAAAUACGAAAUCUGAACGCUUAGGGUACUAGUUAGUUUUUCAAAUUAUGACAUCGUUAGAUAUUAAAAAGACAUGCCUUGAAUUCUGAGCUAUUUGUGAAGAGAUUUUUUUACAGAAUUUAAUUGGAAUAAAAAUAACAGCCAAGUAUUUAUUUUAAGCUUGAGUAUACUAUUCAUUAUAAAUGGCAGAGAGAGUAUGACAUCACUUAUCGCAAGCAAAUUUGAGCGUUAAUACUUUUUUAUUUUUAAAGCCAGUCAGAUUGUUAUACUAAUGUAUUUGAAAUGAAGUCGGUAUUAUGAAAAACUAGCUGACCCGGCGAACUUUGUUCCGCCUUAAUGGCAAUAAAUAAUUAUUUCGAACGGGAUGAAAAGUAUCCUAUGUCCUUCUCCUGGCUCUAAACUACCUCCCUGACAAUUUUCAGCUAAAUCGGUUCAGCCGUUCUUGAGUUAUAAGUGGAGUAACUAACACGACUUUCUUUUAUAUAUAUAGAUUGUUUAGACUACUUUUUUCUUUCAUUCAUAUUGGUUUCCUUUGAUGAUGUGUUCAUAUCGGUUUUGCGGCCUAUUCUAAAAUUAUUUUCUCUCCACGAAUAGUUUUAUCAAAUAAAAAUAAAUAGUAACUUGAUUAUAAAAAUAGCAGCUCUAUUAAUCGUGGCUAAGGUAUCAAUGACUGCACUUCUACAUUUCAUGGCAUGUCUUUUUAAAAUGGUUGGGUUACACUUAUUUGUGAUGAUUGCGAAAAAUAUAAUAUUAAUUUACCGUUAUUAAGGUUUUUGGUAAUUAAAAAAGUACAGUUAAACCUUGUAGUCUCAAAUAAAAAUAGAACAAUUAGUUAUAGUUGAUAUUAUUAUAUUUUUCUAUGUGAAUAAGUGUAUACCACCCUAACCAUUUUCCGUGGUCUAUCUACUAAAGCCCGGUCCGUGAGCACGUAGAAUUUUGUCCAAUGACCCCUAGAUACCCAUCCUUAUCGCUCGCGCGUAAUUAUAUUGCUGUCGCGACUGUGCGACGCGCGCCCGCAGUGAGUGUGCGAGCGCGACAGCAACAUAAUUACGCGCGAGCGAUAAGGAUGGGUAGCUAGGGGUCAUUGGACAAAAUUCUACGUGCUCACGGAUUUACACACCUAUAGUCUGGCUAUAGGUGUGUAAAUAUUUUUUGUAUUUCUGUAGAAUUUAGCCUAGGCGCAGACCACCGAUUUUUUGUCGGCCGAUAGUUUAGUCGGGCAGUUAAUCAGUAUGGGCAUGUAUGGAAGUGCGCACAUUACACAGAUUGAUUCUUCAUACAAAUUAGAUCGGGCCCAACUAUCGGCCGACUAAAAAUCGGUGGUCUGCGCAUAGGUUUAGAGUAAUAAUAUUUCAGAUUACACUUUACGUUAGGUUUAUUGAACGAGAAAAGUAGGUGCUGUAACGAUUUAUUUUUAUACCGUAUCACUUUGUUAAUGUUGGGCUAAGAUAUCAAAAUAAUUUAGUAGAUUUUUAACGAUGCUAUGAACACUUUUUUUGCUAUCAUGACCCAAGGAUGAAAACUGUUUCUGUAUUGUUUAAAAUAAUGUUAUCGUAUCAUAAUUUUACUUUGAAAGUUUCCAUCCUUAGCUGCUAUAUUAAAUUCUGAGCGAUUUAUCUUCUAUUUUUUUUAUUAAUUUCGGGACAAACUUCACCUUCACUAGUUUUUAUUGGCGGUCAAGCUGUAGAUCCUGGCUACUCAGGAGUUGCAGCGGUAGGAACGAGAGGUGGGAAUAUUCCCGUUUAUUGUCUUGGUUUAGUAGAUAAAUCACAGGAAAGUGGGAAGUCAAUUGUCAUUUGUAGUUUUCUUUAUAAUUGGUGCAAGGAAGUGUUUUCAGUUCUGUGAUUAUUUUGUUUAAUUGAUUAAGUUCUAAUAAAUAUUGUAAUUAAA
Molecule: messenger RNA, 3599 nt
Organism: Ostrinia nubilalis (European corn borer)
Lineage: Eukaryota; Metazoa; Arthropoda; Insecta; Lepidoptera; Crambidae
Gene: spag
Product: RNA polymerase II-associated protein 3-like
Exons: 9
Coding region: 37-1725 (562 amino acids)
Cellular component (GO): protein folding chaperone complex
Molecular function (GO): protein binding
Source: RefSeq, a predicted model, not a curated record